This is a messenger RNA of Malurus melanocephalus (red-backed fairy wren), 772 nucleotides long. Its product is annotated as T-cell surface glycoprotein CD3 epsilon chain. Gene Ontology annotation, cellular component: membrane; alpha-beta T cell receptor complex; external side of plasma membrane. The annotation marks the transcript as partial. The transcript has 5 exons. NCBI's taxonomy places the organism in Eukaryota, Metazoa, Chordata, Aves, Passeriformes, Maluridae. Gene Ontology annotation, molecular function: transmembrane signaling receptor activity. The record is from RefSeq and is a predicted model, not a curated record. Gene Ontology annotation, biological process: positive thymic T cell selection; cell surface receptor signaling pathway.
AUUCCCAGUGAUCCCCAAGCAGGCUUGGGCAUUUCCAACAGCACCAAACAGYGAGACAAUUGUAAGAAGAUUUUUUUAACACUCCUUAUUUUCUGUUUUGCAGAUGAGCAACAGGAGGGGGAGUUCCUGGUGGAGAUUUCUGGCACCACGGUGACAAUCACGUGUCCCCUGGAGGACGAGGGUGUCCAGUGGCAYUCGUCCAGGACAGGGCUCACCGAGGAGGGGAAAUUCAUCCUAAAGGACCACGACAGCACUCCUGCCAACCUGAGCUGCUCCUCGGGCAGCAAGAGGCAUGAGCUGUACCUGAAUGCCCGAGUUUGUGACAACUGCCAGGAGCUGGACACGCUGACAGCGGCAGGGAUCAUCGCUGCAGACCUGCUCAUCACCCUGGGGGUGCUGAUCCUGGUUUAUUAUUUCAGCAAAGGCAGGAAGGGACGGGCCAGCACCGCUGGGGACAGCCGGCCACGAGGUCCGAAGAUGCAGCGUCCUCCCCCCGUCCCAAACCCGGACUAUGAGCCCAUCCGCAAAGGCCAGAGGGAGGUGUACGCAGGCCUGGACUCCAGAGCUUUCUGAAUCGCAGCACCAGGGCUGAACUCGUGCCCAGCUUGUGCCCAGCUCUGCCGAGCCUCUGCCACUCCUCUGCCACUCCAGGUGGCCCCAGGACAGGGACACGCUGUCCCACCCCUGAGCCAUGCUCGGGUUUGCCAUCGGGGAGCAGAAACAAGCAAAAAUGGCAAGAGAAGGUUUCUCUCUCAUUAAAGGACUGCAGCCU